AUGAACGAACAUCUGGAAAGACGCAAGAAUUUUUCGGAGAGCGUCAUUUCUCUUGAAUACUUCAAUGAAACGCUACUCGAUCUAAACUUCACCGACAACAAAGAGCAUCACCAGAAUUUGUAUGACCAACCAGUUAUCAAAGAGGUACGAGUCACCACGCUCUGGGUUUUGGCUGUUUUUGGGGCUCUGGGGAACUCAAUUGUACUCUAUUGGCUCUGGAACCAUAGAGCCAGAAAGUCACGUGCCCUGCGUCUCUUCUUGAACCUGACAAUAGCGGACGUAUUGGUAACGGUAUGUGCCACUGGUCCUCAACUGGUCUGGGAAUAUUAUGGGCGAGAAUGGCGGGCAGGUGGAUCGUAUUAUAUGAUCUCACGGAGUUUGGGACCAGAAUUUGGGGGAGCUAUAGGUUUGAUCUUCUCAUUGGCAAAUGCAGUUGCUGUGGCCAUGUAUGUUGUUGGAUUUGGGGAAACCCUAAGAGACUUGCUUGUGUCUCUUAACAUAGUUAUUAUUGAUGGUGGGAUGAAUGAUGUUCGCAUCAUUGGAAGUGCAACAGUAUUAGUUUUACUAGGAAUAGCUUUGAUUGGAACUCAGUGGGAAUCAAAGGCCCAAAUUGUUUUGCUGAUUAUACUUUUGACUGCCAUGGGGGACUUUUUGAUUGGUUGUGUCCUUUCACCAAAUGUCACCCAACAGGCUAGAGGGUUUGUGGGUUGGGAUGGUGCUACAAUCAGAGAAAACAUUCAGCCUGCUUUCAGAGGAGAGGACUUUUUCUCUGUGUUUUCAGUAUUUUUCCCAGCAGCAACAGGAAUCUUAGCAGGUGCUAAUAUCAGUGGGGAUCUAGCUAAUCCACAACGGGCCAUUCCCAAAGGAACAUUUCUAGCCAUUUUCAUUACGGGAAUAUCGUACAUAUUGUUUGCUGUGAUUGCAGGUUGUGUUUCUCUUCGUGAUGCCAAUGGAGAAGAGUUUUUUGUUGUAAAUGGAACAACUGAAUUGAUACGAAACUGCUCAUUAGGAUCUGAAGGGAUAUGUCCUUAUGGGCUAAUGAACUUUUAUCAGGCUAUGGAAUUAAUAUCAGCAUUUGGUCCCAUAAUCUAUGCUGGAAUUUUUGCAGCAACAUUGUCCUCUGCUCUUGCUAGUCUUGUUAGUGCUCCAAAGGUUUUCCAGGCUCUAUGCAAAGAUAAACUUUUCCCCAAAUUUGAGUAUUUUGCCAAAGGAUAUGGAAAAAAUGAAGAACCAAGACGAGGAUACAUUUUGGCUUUUGUGAUAGCUCUUGCUUGCAUCAUUAUUGGAGAGUUAAAUGCAAUAGCACCAAUUAUAUCUAACUUCUUCCUUGCUGCAUAUUGUUUGAUUAACUUUUCCUGUUUUCAUGCAACAUACUCCAGGUCUCCAGGUUUCCGUCCAGCUUACAAGUACUACAACAUGUGGAUUAGCUUGUCAGGUGCAGUUAUCGAUGAUACCAUGCAGUCUGAUUCAGGCUCUGAUAAGAAGGAGUUCAGAUCUGUGAAUCGAUGA
This is a messenger RNA of Limulus polyphemus (Atlantic horseshoe crab), 1509 nucleotides long. RefSeq names its product solute carrier family 12 member 1-like. Lineage: Eukaryota; Metazoa; Arthropoda; Merostomata; Xiphosura; Limulidae. Bases 1 to 1509 code for a protein of 502 amino acids. Gene Ontology annotation, cellular component: membrane. The transcript is spliced from 10 exons. Gene Ontology annotation, molecular function: sodium:potassium:chloride symporter activity. Gene Ontology annotation, biological process: cell volume homeostasis; chloride transmembrane transport; potassium ion homeostasis. The record is from RefSeq and is a predicted model, not a curated record.